AUGGAGGUUGCUGUCUAUCCUGGAGCAGAGAAUCAGCAAGAAGUUCUCACGAGAUUUCGUGCAACUACUUGUUUCGACGCAUUUGCCCGGUAUGAAGUGCUACUGCCGUGGAAAGAGAGUCACCCACCACUGCAGAACAACCGAGCCACAGCAGAGAGAAGACUGGAGAACACGAGAAAGAAGCUUAUAAACGAUAAGCUACUUGAGGAUUACGAGAAGGUGUUCGACGAGUGUAUUUCUGAAGGUAUCAUUGAAACUGUGCCCAAGGAUGAGUUGGAUAACGUAGCCUAUUAUAUGCCUCAUCGUCACGUUGUAAAAGAGGGUAGUACUACACGUAUCAGACCAGUGUUUGAUGCUUCAGCUCGAGACAAACAGCAUCCGUCGUUGAAUCAGUGCCUGGAAACGGGACCCAAUCUUAUUGAACUCAUUCCAUCGUUGAUUCUUCGCUUCAGAGAGAAACGCGUUGGAGUCAUCGCAGACAUCAGAAAGGCUUUUCUACAAAUCAGCGUGGCGUCGAAAGAACGAAACGUGGUACGAUUCCUUCCAUUCCUGCUGGGAGCAACAAUAGAGCGACACUUAGAGCCAGAAAUCAAACGCACACAAUCUGAAGAGAAAGAAGCUAUCCUGAGAAAACUGAAAACCUCAUUCUAUGUGGAUAAUUGUGUAACGAGCGUCGACUCUGUGGGUGAGCUAGAGUGCUUCAGAGAAACUGCAACCACAGCAAUGGCGAGAGGUGGCUUCGAUCUCAGAGGAUGGGAACAUUCAAACGACUCGGACGAUGCACUAACGACAGCAGUACUCGGACUCACGUGGAAUAAGACGCUAGAUACUCUCCAAUUGUCAGACACGAUUCUAGUACCUGAACUUCCCAGCAAAAUCACGAAGAGGACGAUUCUAUCCGUGACUCAGAGAGUCUUCGAUCCACUGGGCAUGGACACUGCUGUUGGGGACGAGGUCAAGAACGAGUUUUUGCAAUGGCACCACGAUUUACCAUUGCUCAGAGAAGUCAACAUUCGUCGAUGGGCCUUGGGAGAGGAAAGAGACUCACUCUCACUCCACCUUUUCGUCAACGCGAGUAAAGACGCUUAUGCUGCUGUCAUUUACGCUAGAACUGCGUCAGCAAAUGGGGUUCAAGCGGCCUUUGUCGAGGCAAAAUCACGAGUAGCACCGAAAGAAAGAGCAAUGAUACCCAGGUUGGAGCUGCUGGCUGCAACCGUGGGAGCGAGACUGCUGAAAUCUGUUGUAUCAUCACUCAGUCGACCAGGAAUCGAGACAUAUUGUUGGUCUGAUUCGACCAUCGCCCUGGCCUGGAUCCAACGAGAGAAGCAGUGGGCUACCUUUGUUUUCAAUCGAGUAAGAGAAAUUCGACAAUUGACUGAAUCCCGCUCGUGGAGACAUAUUCCAGGCGAGCAGAAUCCAGCCGACCUUCCAUCGCGAGGCUGUACUGCUCGUCAAUUGAUCGACUCACGAUGGAUAGAAGGCCCUGAAUGGCUCAAACUUCCAGCAACACGAUGGCCUGACGCGAAUUGGGACGCUGAUGAAGAGCAAGUGGAUCAAGAACUUCCAAAAACGGUGAAGAAGAAAGAGAAAAUCGUCACGCCUGUUGUUGAGCCGAGUCACACUCUUAGCAGCAUCGAGAGAGACCACGAAGUAGUUUCGCCUGCGUGGUAUUUGAAACGAUUCUCCAAAUACGACCAUAUUGUCCGGUUGGUAGCCUGGAUCCAAAGAUUCCUGAAUAACUGCCGUCGAAAGAAGGGUAAUCUAGACGAGGGAGAAUUAACUGGAAGACAUAUCGACGUGGCCGAGUCAACCUUGUUGCGAAUUUCACAGCAGGAAAGUUUCGCUGACAAGAGAGAUCGCCGACUCAGCUCGAUGACGAUUUACGAGGAUAAAAGUGGCUUGUUGAGUUUGAAAACUCUCGUAGAAAAUCGAUAA
This is a messenger RNA of Diachasma alloeum, 1935 nucleotides long. RefSeq lists its product as uncharacterized. The coding region runs from base 1 to 1935 and encodes 644 amino acids. The transcript is spliced from 4 exons. The record is from RefSeq and is a predicted model, not a curated record. Lineage: Eukaryota; Metazoa; Arthropoda; Insecta; Hymenoptera; Braconidae.